GCCCACCACAAUAUCUACUCCCCACUUCUCCAGCCCCUCUCGCUCCGGGAGCAAACGGCGGCGACGCUUCGCCUCCCUCUCCGGCCGCCGCCGCCGCCGCCGCAGCCCAUGGCGUCGCUGCUCCGCCUCCAGGCCCUCGCCCUGAACCUAACGGCACCCCGCCGCCUCCCCUUCCUCCCUCUCCGCGUCACGACUGCGACGGCUCCGCUCGCCGGCCGCCUCUCCACCGCCGCCGCCUCUGGCAGCUCGCCGGAGUCACCUGCCUCGGAACCGGAUUUGGAUUCCGGGCUGUAUCUUGUGGCAACGCCAAUCGGGAACCUCGAGGAUAUCACCUUAAGGGCAUUGCGUAUCCUCAAAUGUGCUGAUGUCAUACUAUCAGAAGACACAAGGCAUUCUGGAAAGCUACUUCAACAUUAUAACAUCAAGACACCUCUUCUCAGCUUUCAUAAGUUUAAUGAGCGUGAAAGAGAGCCUAAUAUCUUAAAGAGACUUCAUGAAGGGGAAGCAGUUGCAUUGAUUAGUGAUGCUGGUACUCCUGGAAUUAGUGAUCCUGGCAUGGAACUGGCUAGACUAUGUGCUACUGAGGGAAUCCCUGUUAUCCCCAUUCCUGGGCCGUCUGCUGCAAUAGCUGCUCUUUCUGCAUCUGGUUUGCCAACUGAUGAAUUUACAUUUGUGGGGUUUUUACCAAAGCAUGCUCGAUCAAGAAAAGAAAGGCUUGAAAUAUCUGCCUGUCAAGCUGCCACACAAAUUUUCUAUGUUCCUCCCCAUGGAAUUCACCAAUUUCUUUCUGAUGCUGCUUCAUCAUUUGGUGAUUCUAGGUCAUGUGUUAUUGCAAGGGAGAUAACGAAAUUACACGAAGAGUUUUGGCGGGGAACUAUUGGUGAAGCAAAUGAAGCCUUUGCAACUCGGCAGCCAAAGGGAGAAAUUACAGUGCUCAUAGAGGGAAAGUUAAUUUCAGCUGAUGAAACUCCAUCUGAGGAUUUCCUUGAGCAUGAACUCAGAGAAUUGAUGACGCAGGGACAUCCUCUGUCAGCGGCAGUGAAAAUGGUGAGUGAAGCUACAUCAGCAAAGAAGAAGGAUGUUUAUGCCCUCGCAUUAAGGUUAUUUGGAAAAUGAGUAAAAUGCGAUGUUUUGCUCUCAUAUGUAAAUAGCCUAUUGGGCACGUCCAAGGCCAGGGCCACUCACUAGCAAAGGCAGCUUUCUGAAGAUGGGAAUAGCAAUGGCAGCUUUCUGAAGAACUAGCUGAUUCAAACUUUUGAAAGAGGUGAUAUUUGGGGAAUUUUCAGAAGGUACCAUUCAAAUUUGCUGGAGGAUGAUGCUGUUCUGGCGAUGGAAAAAGUCUUCGAUCUGUAGCUUCAUCGUUGUACAACAGAAGCUUCGCUGCAUCUGCAUGACAAGCUAUAGCUACCUGGUUAGGUUAGGCGGUAAGUUAGUAUGAUCACCUUAGAUUUUAUCGCAAUAGUUAUCGCAGUGUAUACAUUUUGUCUUAGAUUCACAUUUAUCGAAAUCAUUAUUAUGGAGCUAAUGGGCCGAAUCCGUCGUGAAUGGACCACUAAACAGGCCUCCGUAAAUGAGCUAAGCCUGCGUUCUUUCCUUGGUGCUGGGAA
This is a messenger RNA of Oryza sativa Japonica Group (Japanese rice), 1607 nucleotides long. RefSeq lists its product as uncharacterized. Lineage: Eukaryota; Viridiplantae; Streptophyta; Magnoliopsida; Poales; Poaceae. Gene Ontology annotation, molecular function: methyltransferase activity. The record is from RefSeq and is a predicted model, not a curated record.